Molecule: messenger RNA, 2265 nt
Organism: Lampris incognitus (smalleye Pacific opah)
Lineage: Eukaryota; Metazoa; Chordata; Actinopteri; Lampriformes; Lampridae
Product: taste receptor type 1 member 1
Biological process (GO): G protein-coupled receptor signaling pathway
Cellular component (GO): membrane
Molecular function (GO): G protein-coupled receptor activity
Source: RefSeq, a predicted model, not a curated record
AUGACUGAGCAUCAGCAGUUUGCCCCCACAGGCUAUCAGAGGCUGCAGGUUUUGAGGUUCUCUGUUGAAGCAAUCAACAACUCCACCAUCCUCCUGCCAAACAUCUCUCUGGGUUAUGCGAUAUUUGACCACUGCGCCGAUACUGUCAGUUUCGCUUCCGCCUUGAACCUCGUGUCUGUCCACGGCUCCAUCCCAUCUCAAGGAGAUGUCAAAAAGUACUUGCCCAAAGUGAUAGGAGUGAUCGGUCCUUUUGGGAGCACCAAGACCCUCAGCGUGGCCCUGUUGUUCAUGACCACCCUCAUUCCUAUGGUCAACUAUGGCUCUUCAAGCUCUGUCCCAACAGAAAGACAGAAAUAUCCUUCAUUCCUGUGGAUAGUGUCCUCUAAUAAAGACAUUAUAAUGCUGAUUGUUCACAUUUUGCUGCACUUUGACUGGCGCUGGGUUGCUUUCCUCAAAAGCAAGGAUGCCUACAGCGACAACAGCCUGAAACUGUUCAAACUCAGCAUCUGGAAGACAGAUAUCUGCUUGGCCUACACCAAUGAACUCCACAAUAGUUUUGAUUACGCCACAAUGGUCAAAGACAUGGAAAAGCAGAAAUUAUCAGUCAUGGUUGUCUUUGCAGUCACGAGGUACGUGAAGGCUCUCAUCCAGUCAGCGAUUCAGCUGAAUGUCAGCAGCAAGGUGUGGCUUGCAGGUGACGCGUGGUCCCUCAAUAAAAUGCUCAUCAAGGAUAAGGGAAUAAAAAAUAUAGGGGCAGUGCUUGGUGCCGGUGAGACAGUGGGGGCAUUAUCCAGAUUUGCGGAUUUCAUCUAUUCCAAAGACUGCAAGAGUUGCGUUAAUGAGGAAAACAACUGUUUUCUUAACCAGGUUUGUGACUGCAGUGGUCUGACACCGGAGGAGAUCAUCACCGAGAACCCAUCCUACUCCUUCGCCAUCUACUCUGUCACAAAUGCAUUUGCUCAUGCUGACAAUGUGCUGCGAUGUGGAACUGGCCGAUGCCUUGACAAUAGUGCUGUAUGUCCCCACAUGCCCUUGCAUAGCCUACGUAAAUCCAACUUCACGCUUUCAAAUCGCAGCAUUCAGUUUGAUUCAAAUGGUGAUCUCAAGUAUUCAUUCUAUAUCACAGUUUUCUGGAACCGGAGUGGUGACACAGAGGAAAUUGGCUUCUACAAAAAUCAUCUAACACCCUUGCUCUCCAUUGACAGCAGCAUGAUUCAGUGGCAUACAAAUGGAAUGGUGCCUGUUUCAAUGUGUUCCCGGGAAUGUCCAGCAGGAUAUGGAAGAGAGCAAGACGGAAUCCAUAAAUGUUGCUUUAACAGUGAAAUCUGUCCAAAUGGAACAUACAUAAAUGAAACAGAGGAUGCCUACAAAUGCAUCAGCUGUAAGGAAAUGGAAUGGUCCAAAGAAGGAAGCAUAUCUUAUUAUGUGGAGUAUGUCCCUUACACCAACGCAUGGGCCAUAUUGAUCAUGUUAGCUACUGGAUCCUUGGUGGGCCUCUCGUUAGUGAUAGCCAUUGUCUUUGCUAUCAACUACAACACACCUGUCGUCAAGUUGGCGGGGGGCCUGAUGUGUUUCCUCAUUUUAGGCUGCCUCAGCCUGUGCAGUCUCAGUGCAUACUUUCACUUUGGUGUGCCAACUGUUGCAUCUUGUAUCUUAAGGCAUUUGUCUUUUGUUCUGUUUUAUACUGCCUGUCUCGCCUGUUUUGUAGUGCGCUCAUUUCAAAUUGUUUGCAUCUUCAAAAUGGCUGCCAAGUUCCCCAAGAUCCACAGCUGGUGGAUGAAAUAUAACAGACAGUGGCUAGUCAUAACCUUUGCCUUUGUUGCCCAGGUGAUUUUUCUCCUUACUGGGUAUGUCUCUGGAAACCCUAAGCCCUACAACACAGUUUGUUACCAGGACAGAAUCAGAAUCAUACUUGGUUGUUACAACAGCAAUUUAGGAGCUUUCGUGGUUUUGCUUGUAUUGUUGGGCUCCCUUUGUUUCACCUUUUCCUACAUGGGCAAAGAUCUCCCAAAAAAUUACAAUGAGGCCAAAGCCACAACCUUUUGCCUGCUCCUGGUAACACUCACCUGGAUCAUCUUCACCACCGAAUACAUGAAACCAGGGAAGUACAUCCAAACUCUCAAUGCGCUGGCAGUGCUCCCAAGUCUCUACUGCAUCCUGCUCUGGUAUUUUCUCCCUAAGUUAAUCAUUUUUCAGCCCCACAAAAACACACCGCAGUACUUCCAGGGUCUCAUUCAAAGUUACACUAAAGCCAUUAGCAAGUAG